Messenger RNA from Daucus carota subsp. sativus, 1460 nucleotides. RefSeq names its product heat shock factor protein HSF30. Gene Ontology annotation, biological process: cellular response to heat; regulation of transcription by RNA polymerase II. NCBI's taxonomy places the organism in Eukaryota, Viridiplantae, Streptophyta, Magnoliopsida, Apiales, Apiaceae. Gene Ontology annotation, cellular component: nucleus. The record is from RefSeq and is a predicted model, not a curated record. Bases 94 to 1200 code for a protein of 368 amino acids. The transcript has 3 exons. Gene Ontology annotation, molecular function: RNA polymerase II cis-regulatory region sequence-specific DNA binding; DNA-binding transcription factor activity.
UAUCUCCUCAAGUGACUACAUAAAAUCUCAAAUCCCAAUCUGUAAGAAGAAAUAGAUUAAAAUCCAAUUCACUAACAUAAAAAUCACUAAAAAAUGGAUUGCACAAGCCCAAUGGAUCAAGAACUGAAAGUGACGGAGGAAGAAGAAGCAAAGGCGCUGCUGCAAUCUUGCAAAACUGAAGCUCACUCUUCAUCAUCAUCUCCUGCCCCACCACAGCCAGUGGAGGGCCUACUUGAAGUGGGCCCCCCUCCAUUUCUGACCAAGAUUUAUGAAAUGGUGGAAGACCCUUCACUUGAUUCUGUGAUUUCUUGGAGUGAAGCAAGAAAUAGCUUCAUUGUGUGGGACAGUAAUCACUUCUCUAUGAACUUGCUUCCAAAAUUCUUCAAGCACAGUAAUUUUUCGAGCUUUGUUCGCCAGCUCCAUACUUAUGGCUUUAGAAAAGUGGACCCUGAUCGAUGGGAAUUUGCACAUAGAGGUUUCCUGGGAGGGCAGAAGCAGCUCUUGAAGUCUAUAAAGAGGCGAAGGAAUGUAUUACGUGGUAUGCAACCAAAAGGAGGAGGUCCUUGUGUUGAGUUGGGCAAUUAUGGCAUUGAAGGGGAGUUGGAAAUAUUGAAGAGGGAUAAAAACAUGCUGAUGGCAGAAGUUGUAAAGCUUCGCCAACAACAGCAGGAGUCCAAGAAACUAGUUAUAGAGAUGGAGAAUAAGAUGCAAGAAAUGGAGUUUAGGCAGAAAUUUCUGACGGAUUUCCUCUCUAUGGCUUUUAGUAAUCCUGCAUUUCUCCAGCAAUAUAUGGAGAUGCAUGGAGCAAAAAUGGAUCCGCAAAAGGUUGAGAUGAGAAGGAGGCUCACUAUGAGCUCUGGAGGGGGAAAUUUUCAGGAUCAGGCUUCAUAUAAUGCAAGUCAACAGCAAGAAACAACUGUAGAUGCAGAAAGGGGAAUGGAGUCAUUCUUGUCGGCUGCAGUGAACAAUUCAAGUGACAACACAAGCUCCCCAAAGCCACCAGCAAAUGAUGAAUACGCAGACGUUUUCAAUUGUACGUGGAAGGAAUUGCUUGAGAAAGAUCUUGGAAUUGUGAACGAGGAAGGAGUUGUAGUAGGCGAUCAGCCUGGCGUGGAAGUUGACGAUCUGGAAAAAUCACCAGGUUGGGAUAUGGAUGAGCUACAAGACCUUGUUGAACAAUCAGAAUAUCUCAGGAACUAGGAAAAGAUGCAGUCACUAUAUAUUGGAAGGCUCGAUCUAUUUGUGCAGCUAUGGCUUUGUCAACAGGAUGGGAUAGCUUUCUAUCACUUAGUAUUAUUACAUGAAGCUACACACCUUCAUACUGAGACAGUAGUAGAGGAGUCUUUUUUUAUAUUUUUCUCUCAGAAUUGAGUUUUUUUUUAAGGAGUUUUGUUAAGCUAAGGUGCUAAAGGAGUUUGUUGAAUUUUUUGUGCCUGCAAUGAUCUAUUUAAUUAUUGACA